AAGCUGAUGCAUCAAUUCAGCCUUUACUUUCAAGCCUGAACAAACAUUAAUCAAGAGCCAUCAUGGUUGAGUGGACUCAGCAGGAGCGCAGCAUCAUCGCUGGCAUCUUUGCCAACCUGAACUAUGAAGACAUUGGCCCCAAGGCUCUGGCCAGGUGUCUGAUUGUGUACCCCUGGACUCAGAGGUACUUCGGCGCCUAUGGUGACCUCUCCACCCCUGACGCCAUCAAGGGCAACGCCAAAAUCGCUGCCCAUGGCGUCAAGGUGCUGCACGGUCUGGACAGGGCUGUGAAGAACAUGGACAACAUCAACGAAGCCUAUUCCGAACUGAGCGUCCUGCACUCUGACAAGCUGCACGUUGACCCCGACAACUUCAGGAUUUUGUCUGACUGUCUGACCGUCGUCAUCGCCGCCAACCUGGGAGAUGCUUUCACUGUCGAAACUCAGUGUGCCUUCCAGAAGUUCCUGGCUGUGGUGGUGUUCGCUCUUGGCAGGAAGUACCACUAAAUGCAUCAGCCCCCCCACUCAUACACGUGGGCAUCUAAAGGAGAUCUAACAUCUGUUUUACAUGUUGUUUGUCUCCUCAAUGAAAAAAUAAAGACCAAAUGAAAGCUUGA
This is a messenger RNA of Thunnus maccoyii (southern bluefin tuna), 616 nucleotides long. Its product is annotated as hemoglobin subunit beta. The coding region runs from base 63 to 506 and encodes 147 amino acids. The record is from RefSeq and is a predicted model, not a curated record. Gene Ontology annotation, molecular function: heme binding; oxygen binding; peroxidase activity. Gene Ontology annotation, biological process: oxygen transport; hydrogen peroxide catabolic process. Lineage: Eukaryota; Metazoa; Chordata; Actinopteri; Scombriformes; Scombridae. Gene Ontology annotation, cellular component: blood microparticle; hemoglobin complex; haptoglobin-hemoglobin complex. The transcript is spliced from 3 exons.